Molecule: messenger RNA, 243 nt
Organism: Effrenium voratum
Lineage: Eukaryota; Dinophyceae; Suessiales; Symbiodiniaceae
Source: the annotation of a GenBank genome assembly
AUGCCGUCCAACGAGACGGAAGCUGAAGGCCGGUUACUCGCCUCCAACGAGACCAACGAGACCACCACGGAUCGACCACAACACCCUCGCCGCUCUUCGCCAACUACACCGCCGCGGACAUCGACGCGGCAGAGGCGGUCGCUUACACCCGCCACGGCUAUUACACGGGCAGGUGCCUCUUGCCCACUGAAGUGGAGGCGGUCUCGGAUUAUAUGGAGGCCUCGACCGCGGACUGCGAGCUGA